Molecule: messenger RNA, 1581 nt
Organism: Lucilia cuprina (Australian sheep blowfly)
Lineage: Eukaryota; Metazoa; Arthropoda; Insecta; Diptera; Calliphoridae
Exons: 4
Coding region: 436-1485 (349 amino acids)
Source: RefSeq, a predicted model, not a curated record
UUGUAGUGUAUCCAAUUAGCAAUUUUACAUAAUAAUCUUCGCAAAACAUAUGUUACCCAGCUUAAACUUAUAUUGAAAAUUAAUGAUUUUUAAAACUAUUUUAAAUGAUUUUUACUACUCCAUGAGUUGAAAAGUCAAUGAAAUUUCAAUUCAUUAUUUUAACACUUGGUGGUCAUCGGAGAGAAAUGCUUAAAUUUAACGACACAUAAUACAAACUUGAGUCUCGUUAUACUUUAUCGUGACUCAUAAAAAUAGGAUUCAGCUGUUUUCGCGCAGAUUAGUUUUAUUCGAUAAUGGUUUGUAGUAAACGAAAUAAUGCCUUCAUGAUCAAAUCCAGACAUAUGCUAUCAGUCACUUAUAAAAACUGAAAGUGUUAAGAACGUUAUUUUAAGAGGUAAAAUAAUAGGAAGGAUUUUAAAUUGAAAGGAAAAAACCAUGAAGUUUUUAUACGGAAAAUAUAUAAAAUAUAUUUGUUUAGUUGCAAUAGUUUUGAAGCAAUUGGCAUUAACAACUGUAGUAGGUAUUAAAUGCAUACAAUGUGGAGAUAGUGACGAGGCUUGUAGUACAACUCUUUGGGAAGAUGCUGAAGUCUGUCCCAAUAAAGAAAAAACAAAAUGCUUUACACAAAUUGACACCAGUGGCAACAUUAAAAGAGGCUGCAAAACAGACGAUGAAGCCAAAGCAUGUACGGCCGAUAACAAUUGCAUUAUAACAGGUGAGAGAAAAAAUAAUCAACUUAUUUGCAAAAAAUGUAUAGAAACCGAUGAAAAGUGCUCUCAAAGUGAUAUGAAUUUUAACGAUGUGGAAUACAAUCACAUCUGCGUUGAGGGAGUUAGAAGAUGUAUCAAAAAAGUUGACAACAAACUUGUCACUAGAGAUUGUGCCAGUGAGACUGAUAUAUGUACCGAUUCCAAGACAUGUGAAACAUGUGAUAGCGUUAACUGCAAUACUGGAGUAUUCCCCAAGGAUCGUAUAACUUGUUACCAAUGUACUGGUAGCAGUUGCGAAGAUGUUACAGCAAAUAAUAUAGCAUAUAAACCCUGUGCCAAUUACGUGGAGAAUGAUCAAUGCUAUAUGAAAGCCAAAAACGAAAACGAAAUGAUACGUGGUUGCAAGUCCGAUACUAGAGAUAAUGAAUGUUCUGACGCAGCUGAAGGUUGUGUCUUUUGUUCCGAUAAUAACUGCAAUAAUUUAAAAUAUAUAUAUGAUCAAGUACUCAAGUGUCAUCAGUGCACCAGUGAUGUUCCAACUAAUGAAUGUUUCAAAGAACAAACUAGUGAGGUAUUUGAGAAAUGUAAGAGACAAAUUAAUUACACUCUUCCCGAAUAUUGUUAUACCCAAAUCAAUGGUAAUGUAAUUAAACGUGGUUGUCUUCAUGAUAAUUUGGAUCUAAAUGUUGAUAUAUGCCGAGAUGUUGAUAGUGAUACCUGCAUGAAAUGUAAUGAUGGCGAUGGUUGUAAUAGUAAGCAACAAAUAUUAGAUUAAUAACAAUAGAAAGACAUUUAUAAGCGAUGAUAUUUUCAAAUAUAUUUAUGACGAUAUGUAGUAUUCAUUAAAAAGUAAAUUAUCGCUUAAAUACAA